UUUAAGUUUUAAAAGUUCAAAAUCAAUCAUGUCAGCAGGCAAAAACUGUUAUUCCAAGUUCAUAAAGCUUUUCUCAAAGGGGGGCACGACCUACAAGUACUUUGACCUCGCCGCCAUCGACAGUAAAUAUGGUCAGCUGCCUUUCUCCAUUCGAGUGCUCUUGGAAUCGGCGGUGCGCAACUGUGAUGGCUUCAACAUUUUGAAGAAGGAUGUCCAGAACAUCCUAGGCUGGUCGCCUGCCCUUAAACAAGGCUCCACCGAUGUCGAGGUCUCCUUUAAGCCAGGCCGAGUGAUUCUUCAUGACUACACUGGAGUUCCAGCAGUGGUGGACUUGGCAGCCAUGCGGGAUGCCGUGGUGGAACUGGGCGGCAACCCCGAAAGUAUCAACCCCGUCUGCCCCUCAGUCUUCGUGGCUGACCACUCUGUUGCUGCUGACUUCGCCCGGUCUCCGGAUGCAAUGGCCAAGAACCAAGCCCUGGAGUUUGAGCGCAACAAGGAGCGUUUUACUUUUAUUAAGUGGGGCGCCCAGGCCUUUAACAACCUGAUGGUUGUCCCACCCGGAGCAGGCAUUAUCCAUCAAGUGAACCUGGAGUACUUGGCGCAUGUGGUCUUCGAGGAAGACGCCGCCGACGGUUCCAAGACACUGUACCCGGACUUUGUCGUGGGCACGGACUCCCACACCACCAUGAUCAAUGGCAUCGGGGUCCUGGGAUGGGGAGUGGGCGGCAUAGAGGCGGAGGCCGUGAUGCUUGGCCAGUCCAUCGCCAUGAUGUUGCCAGAGGUGAUUGGGUUCAGGUUGGUGGGAACGCUCGGGCCACUGGCCACGUCUACGGAUCUCGUGUUGACUAUCACCAAGCAGCUCAGAGAGCUGGGAGUUGUGGGCAAGUUCGUUGAGUUCUACGGCCCGGGAGUGGCAGAGCUCAGCAUCGCUGACCGGGCCACCAUCAGUAACAUGUGCCCUGAGUACGGAGCCACUGUGGCGUUCUUCCCCAUCGACGAGAAUACCUUGGACUACAUGAGGCAGUCGAAUCGCUCAGAGAAGAAAAUCGACAUUAUUCGAGAUUAUCUUAAGGCCACCCAACAGCUGCGAAACUACGCUGAUGACUCCCAAGAUCCGAAGUACACCCAUACCAUAACCUUGGACUUGGCAACUGUUGUUUCCUCCGUGUCUGGACCCAAACGUCCGCACGACCAUGUCCCCGUCUCCGACAUGCCGCAUGACUUCAAGUCCUGCCUGUCCAAUCCACUGGGCUUCAAGGGCUUUGCUAUUGCUCCGGAGGCUCAGAAAGCUUCUGGGGAACUGCAGUGGACCGAUGGAAAAACCUACAAGCUGAGCCAUGGAUCUGUAGUCCUUGCCGCCAUCACGUCCUGCACGAACACCUCGAAUCCCUCGGUGAUGCUGGGAGCAGGUCUGUUGGCCAAAAAUGCGGUGGAAAAGGGUCUUAACGUGGCCCCUUAUAUCAAGUCUUCCCUAUCACCCGGCUCCGGAGUGGUGACCUGCUACCUUAAAGCGUCUGGAGUGCUCCCAUAUUUGGAGAAAAUUGGAUUCGACAUUGUAGGUUAUGGUUGCAUGACCUGCAUCGGAAACUCUGGACCUUUGGACGAGAAUGUGGUCAACACCAUCGAGCAGAAUAACCUGGUCUGUGCGGGAGUAUUGUCUGGCAACCGAAACUUCGAAGGUCGCAUCCAUCCCAGCACCAGGGCCAACUACUUGGCCAGCCCCCUCCUGGUAAUUGCGUACGCCAUUGCCGGAAGAGUGGACAUUGACUUCGAGAAGGAGCCCCUGGGUGUGGAUGCCCAAGGAAACAAUGUCUUCCUGCACGACAUCUGGCCAACACGGUCUCAAAUUCAGGAGGUGGAGAACAAGCAUGUGAUCCCGGCCAUGUUCCACGAAGUUUACAGCACACUCGAACUGGGCUCCAAGGACUGGCAGUCGCUAAAGGCACCAGAAGGCAAGAUAUUCUCGUGGGACGUUGACUCCACCUACAUCAAGCGACCCCCGUAUUUCGAGGGCAUGACCCGGGAGCUGCCAAAGCAGCAGAGCAUCAAAGGGGCUAGGUGCCUGGUCUUUUUGGGAGACUUUGUGACCACGGAUCAUAUCUCUCCAGCUGGAACCAUUGCCAGAACAUCGCCGGCGGCCCGAUUCCUUGCAGAAAGGAACAUCACUCCGAAAUAUUUCAACUCGUACGGAUCGAGACGCGGCAAUGAUGCAGUUAUGUCCCGUGGAGCGUUUAGCAACAUUCGUUUGGGCAACAAACUGGUGUCGAAGCCAGGACCUCGGACCCUCCAUAUACCCAGCCUGGAGGAAAUGGACGUCUUCGAUGCUGCCCAAAGGUAUCGGAAAGAGGGAACACCCCUGGUCCUGGUGGUGGGAAAGGAUUAUGGCAGUGGCAGUUCAAGGGACUGGGCCGCCAAGGGUCCCCUCAUGUUGGGAGUUAAGGCAGUAAUUGCCGAGUCCUACGAGCGCAUCCACCGCUCGAACCUGGUGGGCAUGGGCAUCAUUCCUCUGCAAUUCCUGCCGGGCCAGAGUGCCGAUACCUUGAAGCUGAAUGGGCGCGAGUCCUACAACAUUAUUCUGCCGGAAAGUGGGUUGAAACCGGGACAGAAGAUCCAAGUUAAGGCUGAUGAAACCGAAUUUGAGACCAUUCUGCGCUUUGAUACCGAGGUGGACAUCGCAUACUUCAAAAAUGGCGGCAUUCUAAACUACAUGAUCCGGAAGAUGAUCUCUUAAAAGGAUUCCCUUUAAUUUCUACUUCAAUUUUUCUAAAUUAGUAAAUUU
This is a messenger RNA of Drosophila bipectinata, 2779 nucleotides long. Its product is annotated as cytoplasmic aconitate hydratase-like. NCBI's taxonomy places the organism in Eukaryota, Metazoa, Arthropoda, Insecta, Diptera, Drosophilidae. The record is from RefSeq and is a predicted model, not a curated record. Gene Ontology annotation, molecular function: 4 iron, 4 sulfur cluster binding; aconitate hydratase activity. Gene Ontology annotation, cellular component: mitochondrion; cytosol. Gene Ontology annotation, biological process: tricarboxylic acid cycle; citrate metabolic process.